CCUGUAUAAUAUAUCAUUUCUUUGUUUCCCCCACCCUUUCCGGAAGCAUUUGGACAUUCCAGGUCUACAGUUGUCCUACGAUGCAGUAAGUCUUGUGUUCUCUACAAAACGGAGUUGGUGCAUUAGAAUAUUAUUCGAUGCGUUAAGAUUAAAACUGCAAGUUGUUUUUAUAUUGUACGUGUGUUUGUUAUAUAUAUUUUUCUCGUAUAUACAAUAUAAUGGUUACGAUAGAGGAUUUGCCUCCCGAGAUUAUUUUAAUAAUUCUAGAAAGUGAAAUUAUUAGCUUUAGGGACAUUGAUAAUUUUAGUUCUACGUGCAAGAAAUUUCAGUGGAUAUCUCAUUAUAAAAAUCUCAGGGAAAUAAAAUAUACUCAGGAAGUCCACGAAUCAUUGAACAUCGUCAGUUUCUUCGAUUUGAUUUGAAUACAUAAUAUGGGAUGAUGAGUAUAAUUUUCUUAGUAUGAUUGUCGACAAUUUUUUUAAGUCUUCUGUGUUUUAGAUGCUCUACUAUGCCGAUAUUGUGGAAAGAAGAAAUGGGCAUUGAAUUUGAUGACGUAAAUAUUAAAGAUUUAAAAGAGGGUAAGAAAUGUGUGGAAGAUUUGUGGCUUUAUGUGUCUCGUAUGUCUGCGAUGUAUCAUUACUGUAAGGAAAAAGAAUAUAUCACAGCAACAGAUAUAAAUCAAUUUCUCAGUCUUCAUAAAGAAAAGCACCCUUUCAAUAUGUUUAUCCUACUUGUUGAACUUAUCGGAAACAUAUUCCAACAAGAUCCACGCCAAUCCAAUUUAACAGAAAAAUACUACAGCAUACAAAUAUUUCGAUGCCUGAGUCACGAUAUUUUUAAUUUAAAAUGGCAUAAACUUCUGGAGAAAUUAUCCAAUCAAGAGCAGCGUUUGGAGGAUAUGUUUGUCAUAAUAUUACGACGUUAUCAUCCCGAUAAGUUUAUUACUAUCUUGCAUGUAGAUAAUGUCAUAGAUAAUAUCGUGCAAGAAGUAUUAAAAUUUUUGAAAGAUAAAUAUCCCCAGCAUCCGAUUUUGUCUAUACAACCUAAACAAUUUGCGAUUUGGAGAAAUAAUUAUAUUGAUAAGAAUUAUUGGGACGAAACGCACGCAUUGUCAAUUAAGUAUGCACUCGACAAUAUUAUUGUAAGUUUUGAUUCUUAUGAAUCAUGGAUGGAACCGAAUCAGAUAAGUACGGAACGGCAUUAUAAACCGCUGACUAGAAAAGAUAUAUUACGUUAUAAACAUAUGUUGUGGUUGACAAUAUAUAUCUGCGUUGCAAAUAGAUUGGGUUUACGUGUUUCAACAAAAUCACACGAUGGAACUGAUUGUAUUCGAGAUACACAUUUGGUUCAUCAUUUCAGAAAUAAUACAGAAAAUCUAAAAUGUUUCACAUUUGGGUGGGCAGAAGAUGCGAAAAUUUUUAGCAUAAGAGAAUGCCGACGAGAGUGGUCUCUUCCAUUGACAAACCUGCAUCGGCCUAGUUUGUCAAUGCAGAUAUACGAAUUUUUGACUAAAUGUGAAGACACCUUUACUGACUACAAUAAGUACAUAUCACCAUCAAUAACUCUGUAUAAUGAGACAAUUUGUAGUCCAGAUGAAAUGUUUCGGAAAACAAGAUCGCCUAAUCUAAAAUUUGCGAUCGGAAUGAUAGUUACACAUAAGCAUGACAUGGAAGAUAAUACACAAAAAGAUAUUACUGGUGUCAUUAUUGGGUGGCAUAACGAAUGCCACAUUGAACGCUUUCGAUAUAAGAAUUCAUAUUGUAUUCCAAAUAAAAUUAAAAAAGAAUGUAUUGAGAAAUAUAACAUAAAAGAUUGGAAAUCGCAACCAUACUACGUUAUGUUAGUUGAGAAUAAGCUGUGUUAUGUUCCACAAUGUGCUAUAACAUCGACAUGCGAAGAAUGGAUAAACAAUUCAGAAACUGGAAGAUUUUUCUGUAAAUUCGAAGGCACUCAUUAUGUACCAAACAAAAUGCUAGAAAAAUAUUAUCCAGACGAUGCCGCUGUCGUUCGUGAAAUAUUGAGCAGUCGAAAAUUAUAAUAUUUUGAGUGGUGCAAAAGUGUGUGUCUGCCAUUUUUUAGUCAGGGUUAAAAGCUGGAUUGAAAUUCGAAAGUUUGUAUAUUGAUGCCAGUUCUCGAAAAACAAUAACAAACCAUCAUAAAUAUCUUGCCAAAGAAAAAAAUCCUUCUAAAAUAGUGCGCAUAAAAAGUGUUUAUGUAAAGAUUUGUUCUCUGACAAUAGACUCGGAUCAAACAUAAAUAAUACGUUAAAAUAUUUAACAUGACAAA
Nylanderia fulva is the source of this 2286-nucleotide messenger RNA. The record is from RefSeq and is a predicted model, not a curated record. NCBI's taxonomy places the organism in Eukaryota, Metazoa, Arthropoda, Insecta, Hymenoptera, Formicidae.